This is a messenger RNA of Habropoda laboriosa, 3855 nucleotides long. It is a transcript of the gene Ecr, whose product is annotated as ecdysone receptor. Lineage: Eukaryota; Metazoa; Arthropoda; Insecta; Hymenoptera; Apidae. The coding region runs from base 880 to 2658 and encodes 592 amino acids. Gene Ontology annotation, biological process: negative regulation of transcription by RNA polymerase II; positive regulation of transcription by RNA polymerase II; cell differentiation. Gene Ontology annotation, cellular component: nucleus. The transcript is spliced from 6 exons. The record is from RefSeq and is a predicted model, not a curated record. Gene Ontology annotation, molecular function: ecdysone binding; RNA polymerase II cis-regulatory region sequence-specific DNA binding; nuclear receptor activity.
GGUACAUAUAUACAUACAUAUAUAUAUCGCGAACACACGCAGAAAGAGAGAGAAAGAUACAUGGCAAGAUAGUAAUAAAGAAGAGAAUAACAAUAAUUGAUAAGAAUAAGAGUAAUAAAGGGUUAUUGGCGACAGAGAGAGAGAAGGGAAGAGAGGAGGGAGGAGAGAGUGUGAGAGAGAGGAGAAGAGAGAAGACAAAGGAAGGAUCGUACAACAGAGAGUGUGAACGCUUAAGUAAAUUUUAGGAAGAUCUACGGUUAGAGUACUUCUACUUUGCGGCUAAUCUACUCAGCGGGGCCUGUUCUACAUAUAUACGAUCGAGAAACCUCAACAGAGCACUGGGCGACGCUCUAACCCUCCCAGUAUGCACCUGGAGCCGCGGUUCGAGGCUCACUUCAAGAUGCGGUAGAGGAAGUCCCUCGACUAGAGCCAUACCCAACUCACCCAUCUCACUCGCCUGUGCUCGAUUCACACAGUCGAACAUCUCUUGAAACACCACUCGAACCAGCCCUGUGCAGGAUCAGCCGAAAGAACCCAGCUAAAGUAACUGAAGAAAAAACAAGUCUGGUGCUUCUGAGCGACGACGUGCAACCACUGCCUAGAAAAAGCACCGCCAAGUCGCCGGACCUUAGAGCAAACCGCCUCGAAUCUCGCCCGAUAGCAACCUAGAACACCGGGUGAAUUAAUAAAGAGAGCAGAGAGCAAAAAAGAAGAAGAGGCUGUGAGGGACAGGUGAACAGAGGAGCCGUCACGGUGGCCAGCUUAGUGAGCGGCAACGUAGCGGUGCGUUACGAUGAGGCGUCGGGAGUGGUUGGCACGGGGGGUGUCGUGUUGGCAGCCACUUCCAGGUUAGCCACUGCUGACCCAGCGACGUCCAGCAUGGACACCAGCGACUCCAGCAUGGACACGACGAACGGAGGCUCGAGCACAGGGGUGACAGGCGUCGGGACGAUCGCCUCUGUGGUGGCAGGAGCGGCUUCCCUGACCUUGGUCAAGGCUGAGACGCCCGAGCACCUGGCUGGAACGUCGACGACUAACGCGGCGUCGUCGGUGACCGUACCAGUGGCCGCGUCAACUGGCCUGUUCGCUGGUAUCGCGACAGGGAACAAGAGCGCCAGACCUGACGAUUGGCUGGCAACAAAUAGCCCUGGAUCGCCGUCAGCAACGCUGCAGGGCCAGCAUGUGGUUUACACGAAUCCUCAGCAACAGCUGACCGAGUCGCAGCAACAGCAACCACCGUUGGCACACUCCAGCCCGCUGGCGCAUCAGCAGCAACAGCCAGGCAGCAACAACGGCUACGCCAGCCCUAUGAGCACCAGCAGCUACGAUCCUUACAGUCCCAACAGUAAGAUAGGUAGGGACGAGCUGUCGCAGCCUGGCUCUUUGAACGGCUAUGGAAGCGGCGGAGGCGGAGGCGGAGGCGGAGGAGGCGGAGGUGGCGGUGGUGGAGGCGGCAGCGACGGCUGCGACGCUAGGAAGAAGAAAGGACCGACGCCUAGGCAGCAGGAGGAGCUGUGCCUGGUGUGCGGUGACCGUGCCUCUGGCUACCACUACAACGCGCUGACCUGCGAGGGCUGCAAGGGCUUCUUCCGGCGCAGCAUCACGAAGAACGCGGUGUACCAGUGUAAAUACGGGAACAAUUGCGAGAUUGACAUGUACAUGCGGCGCAAGUGCCAGGAGUGCAGGCUGAAGAAGUGUCUGACCGUGGGCAUGAGGCCUGAGUGCGUGGUGCCAGAGUACCAGUGCGCUGUCAAGCGUAAGGAGAAGAAAGCGCAGAAGGAGAAGGAUAAGCCGAACAGUACAACGAUGAACGGCUCUCCAGGCAGUGGAAUACGCGGCGAGCAGAUGGGCGUGAAGAUUGAGCCAGCGGAAGCCGAAUCGUUGUCCACGUCUGGGAGCAGCGGUAUCCUGACGCCAGUCAGUCCCUUCGGCUACGUGAAGCCGAUCAGCCCUGAGCAGGAGGAGCUGAUACACAGGCUCGUGUAUUUUCAGAACGAGUACGAGCAACCCAGUGAAGAGGAUCUCAAGAGGAUCACUCAUCAGCCCUCUGAAGGAGAAGAUAUCAGCGAUUACAAGUUCAGGCACAUCACCGAGAUCACGAUCCUGACGGUGCAGCUGAUCGUCGAGUUCUCGAAGAGGUUACCAGGCUUCGACGAGCUGAUGCGAGAGGAUCAGAUCGCCCUGCUGAAAGCAUGUUCCAGCGAGGUGAUGAUGCUCAGGAUGGCGAGGAAGUACGACGUGCAAACGGACAGCAUAAUAUUCGCCAACAACCAGCCGUACACUAGGGACAGCUACAACGUGGCGGGCAUGGGCGAGACGAUCGAGGACCUGCUACACUUCUGCCGGCAGAUGUACGCCAUGAAAGUGAACAACGCUGAGUACGCGUUGCUGACGGCCAUUGUCAUAUUCUCAGAGAGGCCAAACCUGCUCGAAGGCUGGAAAGUCGAGAAGAUCCAAGAGAUCUACCUGGAGGCAUUAAAGGCGUACGUGGACAACCGUCGCAGGCCGAAGUCCGGCACGAUCUUCGCGAAACUGUUAUCCGUGUUAACCGAGCUGCGGACCCUCGGCAACCAGAACAGCGAGAUGUGCUUCAGUCUAAAAUUCAAGAACAAAAAGCUGCCAGUUUUCCUCGCCGAGAUCUGGGACGUGACACCCUAGUUCCCCCGUGGCCGAUCCCCGUCGGCUAACAGUGUUGUUGUUGUUGUUUCAUCGCGUGUCCGCGCGACGACGGUGAGGCUGGCUCGGCGCAGCGUCAUCGACAAGACGUGGCGAAACCUCCUGUACUAGUGCACCACCAUGCCACUGCCUCAUCAUCAGGGCGAGAUCACCGGUGUCUGAAAGAUUUGACACUGUUUGACUCGUUCAGAGUUUCGCUUCACAACCUUCUCUCUUAGAAGCUUCAUAAGAGCCACAGAAAGAGAGAUGUUAGAGAGAGUCCAACAUGUUGAUAUAUAGUCGAUUGGAGAGAGCUGGACAAUUGGAUGGCGAAGAGGAGGAGGGCAGUGGCGAGGCACCCAGGCUGUGAUACGUAGAGACAGUACAGAGACUGUAAUAAGGAGCUACCUACAGUUAUGUUAUUACUAUAUCCUCUACCUGGCUACCCCCGGAAUCGAUAUGUAAUUGUAUAAUGUGUAAUGUAUAAGGUAACCGACUAAAAGGCGGGCGCGUUGUACGCAACAGACGAAUCGAGUAAGAGAGAAUGUACACUUGUGUGUAUGUAAGAGAAAGAGAGGUUGAAUGCUUGUGUGUAUAUCUCGUAUGAGUGUGCAAUUUUUUCGGCUGCGAAUAUUUGAGACAGAGAAUGAUAAUCACGAUGAUAACAUUGAUAUGAUAAGGACAAGGAGGAUCAAUCGCACUUGUGUAUAGCUCUGUGUGUGUGUAAAGAAGGAGGGGUAUAGAAGAGGGCGGGACCCGACACACGAAUCGAUAGUGCGAGGUGUUUCGACAAAGAAGCAGAUGACAAAAAAGAUGAAGGGAAAAAAAAAAUUAACAAAUGAUACGAUUAUACAUAAUGAUACCAUAGAGUCUAUAUCACAACACAUAGCAUAAUAAUAUAUUGCUAGCAUGUACAUUGUUUAUACGAGGAAAAGAGAUGGAUAGAAGAGGAUGAAACAAAGAGUUGGUUUUGAUGAUGAUCACGAUGAUGAUAAUGACGAUGACGUAGACGGUGAAGAUGACACAGGUCGAACAGGUCGAAGACGAGGCUUUGGCAUUUGCGCACGUCCAGGUUUUCUUUUUCGCGAUAACAAAGGCAGAGAGUGGGAGAACGAGAGAGAGAGAGAGAGAGAGAGAGAGAAAAAGAGAGAUGGAGAAAGAAUAGAAGCGUGUAGUAGCAACGUAGGACGUUAAGUAAAG